CCGUAUUCAUCUGAACUUCCUGCUGGGCCUGUUCGCCGCAGUUGCGCAUGUCUCCUUGCCGUUCCGUCGAAACCCGACAUCGAGAAGGUCCUGAGCUCGGUCGGUAUCGAGGCCGACUCAACCCGAGUCACCAAGGUGGUCAACGAGCUGAAGGGCAAGUCCGUCGUGAAACUGAUCGCUAGUAGCGAUUCGCUACCCCGCGAGAAGCUCUCCUGGAUGCCGUCCGGUGGUGCUGCCCUGGCCGCUGCCGCCAAGGAGAAGAAUAGAGCACAAGAAGGAAAAGAGUUCGAAUCCGAGGAUGAUGACGACAUGGGAUUCGGUCUCUUUGAAUGAGGGAUUUCUUCGUGGCAACAUCGCCGGAUGGCUGCUGCCGGUUGCUUUGGCGUUUUAUCCACAAACAAAAAUUGUGCAUUUUUUGUAGUGCUUUUUUUAUUCAGCUGCAUGCAAUUGUUUGAUUUGAAACAUCAAAUAAAGAAUCUUCUGCUUGUGUUUAUGC
This is a messenger RNA of Culex quinquefasciatus (southern house mosquito), 496 nucleotides long. Its product is annotated as 60S acidic ribosomal protein P2-like. NCBI's taxonomy places the organism in Eukaryota, Metazoa, Arthropoda, Insecta, Diptera, Culicidae. The record is from RefSeq and is a predicted model, not a curated record. Gene Ontology annotation, cellular component: cytosolic large ribosomal subunit. Gene Ontology annotation, biological process: cytoplasmic translational elongation. Gene Ontology annotation, molecular function: structural constituent of ribosome.